CUCAUUUGUAACAGUUCCCAUUGAUGCCAAGUUAAUGUUAUUUUAACCGAAAACCUUUAGAGGUCAUGUCGUGUUUCAGAAUACUUGUGUAUCUGUGGUUAAUACGAGUUACCUGUGUGAGUGCUGAUUCUCUUCCUGCUUCGGGUCCAUUCAAGACUUCCAUUGCCAGCAUCACAGACUGCGCCAAACCUGCGAAGCCUUACAUGAAGAACCCUCCAGUGGUCUUCCAGUCUACCACCAACAACAGCACUUUGAGUGGAAACAUCACAUUCUUUAGGGAUACUAAGAAUAUGAAGAUCAGAGUCAAAAGUUUCAUACCACGUGAUGGCAAAUGGGAGCAAUUGUACCUGAUAAACAACCUGGACUGCCAUGGCAUGGUGCUACAUCUAAUUUGUGUCACCAUGAACAUCAAGUAUGAUAGGAAGAAUUGUCUCUAUUACAAGGGUUCCUACGUCUUCGAAAAUUUGGACGUGAAUCAAUUACUGCAUCUCUGGGUGUCUACUGCGCCGUACGGUCAUAUUAUGUGGAGAUCUGAGACAUACUCACAACAAGGAACCUUUUCUUGUAAAGAGUUUGAAACUGUUAUAGAACCAGCGUUUUCUUAA
Molecule: messenger RNA, 605 nt
Organism: Spodoptera frugiperda (fall armyworm)
Lineage: Eukaryota; Metazoa; Arthropoda; Insecta; Lepidoptera; Noctuidae
Exons: 4
Coding region: 66-605 (179 amino acids)
Source: RefSeq, a predicted model, not a curated record